AACCUGCAGCGAGUAAGAUAGACUAACUGAGUAUUUCAGGACGAUGGAGACUAAGCAAGAAGCCACCUGAAACACCGCGACACGAACAUGUCUGGAUGAGCUCAUCAAGUGUGUGUGAUGAUUUCCUUUACGAAAUCCGUAAAGUUCAAGGACUUGGUUUAAAUGCUACCCGGUAUCUGUUAUUUGGCUAAAUAUUUAGUAAUCUUGGAAUAAAUGAAAGGAUAAAGAAGAGCACUUGGUGGUUAUCUGAAGCAUUUUGGAUUCUGUGAUAUAUCCAGUAAGAAGUACCAUUGAGAAAUGGCUCGUCUCGUCGUUCUUCUCAACUCUGUGGCACUGUUGCUCUUUGGCACUGACAUGUUUUUGGUUGGAGCAAACCGACCGCCUGCUCCAGUAAAUGUGUCGGUUAUUAACCUGAAAGCUGAUUCAGCCACAGUGUCCUGGGAAGUGCCAGAGGGAGACAUCAUCAUAGGCUUUUCUAUUCUACAGCAGAAGCAGGAUGGCCACAUGCAGAGGUUUAUCCGGGAGGUAAAUACCACCAGCAGGGCAUGUGUGCUUUGGGACCUGGAGGAAGAGACAGACUACAUAGUUCAGGUUCAGUCCAUCGGCCUGUAUGGAGAAAGUCAGGCCAGCAAGCGAGUCCACUUCAGAACACUCAAGAAGUCAGAUCGCUUCCCCUCCAACAGCUCCAACCAAGAUGACCCAGCUGUUCAAGGCCUGGAGAAAUCGAGAAACCUGCAGACAGGAGAGGUGAUCAUCAUUGUGGUGGUGCUGCUCAUGUGGGCAGCGGUCAUCGCACUUUUUUGUCGGCAGUAUGAAAUAAUUAAGGAUAAUGACAACAGUAACAGCAAAGAGAAGGUAAAGCCAUCGUCUGAACACAGCACACCAGAACAUCACAGCGGAGGGCUGCUCAGAAGCAAGUUUCAUCAGUCUGUGCCAUCUAUCAACAUCAUCGAGGUCUAAUGGGGCGAGGGAAGACAACUGCAUUCCCCUCAACAUGUCAACAUGACACAGCAGAUCCCACAUGUAAUGAAUCAUUUAACUAAAUCAUGGGCUGUCAGUCAAGCUUAUUUGCCCAAAUCUU
Messenger RNA from Trichomycterus rosablanca, 1081 nucleotides. RefSeq names its product fibronectin type III domain containing 4a (gene fndc4a). Bases 298 to 960 code for a protein of 220 amino acids. Lineage: Eukaryota; Metazoa; Chordata; Actinopteri; Siluriformes; Trichomycteridae. Gene Ontology annotation, molecular function: protein binding. The record is from RefSeq and is a predicted model, not a curated record. The transcript has 6 exons. Gene Ontology annotation, cellular component: plasma membrane; extracellular region.